This is a messenger RNA of Polistes dominula (European paper wasp), 2018 nucleotides long. It is a transcript of the gene Hs6st, whose product is annotated as heparan sulfate 6-O-sulfotransferase. Gene Ontology annotation, molecular function: heparan sulfate 6-sulfotransferase activity. The record is from RefSeq and is a predicted model, not a curated record. NCBI's taxonomy places the organism in Eukaryota, Metazoa, Arthropoda, Insecta, Hymenoptera, Vespidae. Gene Ontology annotation, cellular component: membrane.
UCGGAUCCAUCUGUCAUGGCCGAUACUCGGUGCGUGUAUGUAGUUUUGGUCGGUCCGUGUUGGCGCGCGGAACGUCCUGCUGCUUACGUUCGGGUGAAAAAAGAUGGUCCGAAAUAAUGGGAAGACGGUUAAGCGCAGAAGGCGUUAGUGAUCUGACGAUCCUCGUGCCGGAUGAUUUAUUCGAUAAGUCCGGGACGAUGGAGUCACGGACACGACGUAUUCGAUUACGGAUCUUCGUUGGUCUAUGUCUAUUUCUUGCAUUAACCGGGAUCGUAUAUCUCGGUUACUUUUGUCCGGAUCACGUGUGUGCCCUGACCAAUCGACAAGACAUCAAAGAGUCUGGAAGAAUUCCAGAGGGGAGUUUAUCAUUUGGUGCACCUGCAGCUGCCUUGUCAUCUUCUGUCUCUAUAGAGCUCGACAAGAACGGUCUUUUUUCUUUACACCCUGCAUUUAAGUUACAAAGCAUACAGGGAAGUCUUGGUUAUGAUGAUAUAUUUGCCAACGACACAUUUCAAUUUGACAUCAAUGCGCAUGAUGUUAUGGUGUUCCUGCAUAUUCAAAAGACAGGGGGAACAUUGUUUGGUAAACAUCUAGUAAGAGAUCUGGAUCUACAGAGACCGUGUUCUUGUCAGAGAAGACGUAAGCGCUGCCUUUGUUUCCGUCCACACCGCAGUGAAAAUUGGCUUUUUUCUCGAUACUCUACUGGCUGGAAGUGUGGCUUACACGCUGACUGGACUGAAUUAACUAGUUGUGUUGAUUCAGAGUUAAACAAAAUUGAAGGAGAAGGAAUAAAGCGUAGAUAUUUUUACAUAACUAUCAUAAGGGAUCCCGUUGCACGUUAUUUGUCCGAAUUUCGACAUGUGCAAAGAGGUGCGACAUGGAGAGGUGCACGUCAUUGGUGUGGUGGAACUCAAGCUAAUAUACCGCAGUGUUAUAAUGGACUUAGUUGGCAAGGAGUUAGUUUAGAACAGGUGGGCCAGUAUUCAUUUGAAGAAACAUUUGGAAUGAGAUUUGCUGUUGCCUUUGAACAGCAUAAUGCCACACUUAGUGCAGCUACUAUGGCCACUCUUAAACCCGAACAAUUAGAUGCAGUGCGUAAACUUAACAAAUUGGAUUUGGAACUAUAUGAAUUCGCAAAGAAACUUGCGUUUCAAAGGUUUAGAAAACUCAAAGAUCGUGAUCCUUAUUUUGUGCAACGAUUUCAGCAUCUUGGAGAAUUACCCUCAAGACAAAGUGCCACAGAAUUUAAUUGGGACUCCGUUAUUGAAGAUACUACGGAUAAUGAAUAGUGUGUGAGUAUAUUAAUAGACAUUAAUCAUUAAUGAUACGCAUAAAGCUGUUGCACUGGAUCUGAGUGUCUCAGGGAAAUGCGCAUUGGAACAGAAUGCUUUAUAUACAUGUAGUUAUCAAGCGCAUUUGUUGCGUGAGUUUUACCAAAAGUGUCGUAGGAUUUUACUUGGACAAGACCAAAGAGAGCUCCAAGAAACUUGGUAUUAUCCUUGGUACUUUUCAAUGAUUUCAUGUAAGAAUAGAUAUCAAGAUAAUUAUAAUGUGAGAGAAGAAAAAAAAAGAUAAAGAAAAAAGUCUUUAUAUAUUCUUAAAACAUUUGCAAACACUCUAUGAAAGCUCUUCCAUAUAUGUAUAUGGUUAAUAUAACUUUGCUUAUAUAACACUGAGAUGCAAUUAUUAAAAAGUACUGAUUUUUCCCUAUAUGUUAAAACGAAUAUUAGUUGAUGAAUGGGAUUGCAUCUACAUUUGUUGAAAUAAAAUCUUAAUAAUAGAUACGCAUAUAAGAUUUAAAUUUUUUGUGCGUGUUCAACAGGAUUCAAGGGAUUUGUACAAACAAAAUUAGGAAUAGAAUUUCUCUUUAAUUGUGAUAAAAUCUCUAUAUAUCUUUACAUAUGUGCGUUUUUAAAAUGUAGUUUCAACGCUAAACAAAAAAUCAUAGAUCGAAUUAAAGUCUCAUCCUAUUUUUAUUAGUCUCAAUCUUGUCUAAUAUUAUUGUUAUUAUAUUAAAA